Geodia barretti is the source of this 674-nucleotide messenger RNA. NCBI's taxonomy places the organism in Eukaryota, Metazoa, Porifera, Demospongiae, Tetractinellida, Geodiidae. The record is from the annotation of a GenBank genome assembly.
UGUAGUAAGAAUUUUAACCCUUUCCUCACUCCUUUUAAGAUCUGCCGUCAGAGGAGUUGUCUGAUGACUAUGAUGAUGAACUGGAGCAAUUCAAAAAGAUCUGUUUUGCAGCACCUGCUGUGAACCGCAAGAGAAUCGCUGUCUCGCUUGACAUGAACGAUCUCAUGGCCAAAAUGAAAUAGACAUUACAUCAUCAUUACAUCAUUCUUGUACAAAAAAACAGUGACACACACAAUGUCUCCAACUGUUUUGAGAGUUGAAAUGUUGUGUAUUAUGAGAUAAUGGACACAAAAAGUGCAUGAAACUAUACAACAACACAUUCUUCAACUAUCAUCUCCACCCACUAUGAUGAUCUUGUCAGGUGAUGUACUGGCUACUAAACACCACUCCUACCACUAGUCAUAGAGCCAAUCUCCACCCACUGUCCAUCCACUAGCUGGUGAAUGGAGUUGACUGGUGACACACCUCGCCCGCCACCAAUGAGUACUAGCUGUCCACAGAGAGUGGCAGCUGUUGAGCAUGUCACUGGUAGAGGAAGGAGAGGUUUCCAGGACAGGGUGAGAGGCGAUGUGAUUGGUUGAUCACUGGAUGGUAGGGCUCCAAGAGAACAGGAGUAGCCAUUAGCAUCACGUCCUAUCACAUUCAACUGAUCGCCACAUAUUGUGGCUGAAGGG